This is a messenger RNA of Argentina anserina (silverweed cinquefoil), 1128 nucleotides long. RefSeq lists its product as uncharacterized. The record is from RefSeq and is a predicted model, not a curated record. Bases 381 to 815 code for a protein of 144 amino acids. Lineage: Eukaryota; Viridiplantae; Streptophyta; Magnoliopsida; Rosales; Rosaceae. The transcript is spliced from 2 exons.
GCUUAUACAUGGCUGCAUUGUUCUGAUUACGAACCACAUAAUCCAGCUUUCUAAAUUGUUUAUGCUUAGUUAGUUGUAGUUGAAUUUUGCCUUUGAUAUUCUCUUUAGCUUAGGUUAUCAAAAUUGUGCAUUUCUGGAUUGAAAUAUAGUACUUGUAUAGCUGUAUGGGAUAUCCUUUUAUGUGUUAAUAUACGAGUUUAUAAAACCUCGUCCCAUCAGUUUCAGAUAUAGUUUGUUGCUAAGAGGCUUAAGGGGAGAAAAGUAAGAAGGAUAGCCCUGAUUUCGAACUCCACGCAUAUGAGGAUGCUAGUUUGAGUAUCUGAACAUAUUGUCUAAUUUACGUACUUGGUGCUUUGAGAAGCCCUUGGCUUUGAGCAUCCAUGGAAGGUGCUUCCAUCACAAGCGUACCUAACUCUUCCAACUCCACACUUCCGCUCCCAUCAAAGCAAGAUGAAAGCCAAUCAGAGAAUGUCAGAGAAGAAGAUGAAGAUGAAGAAGAUGAUGAAGAAAAUGGAGAGGAAGAGAAAGAUGAGUGCGGGUUUUGCUUAUUCAUGAAAGCAGGCCCAUGUGGAGAGAGAUUCGCAGCUUGGGAACAGUGCGUUAAAGAGUCUGAGAAGAACAAGGAUUAUGCCGCUGUAAAGUGUGUUGAUGUCUUCAAAACUUUGAAUGAGUGUAUGACAAAGAACCAAGAUUACUAUGAUUUUUUCUUCGAGGCUGAGAAAGCAGAAUUGGAGAAGGAAGAAGAUAUUAUGAGUAAGAGCUCAGAGCACAAAUCUAAUCCAGCUGGGGAUUCGACUGACAGGCAAGAAAGUUAGCCAGACCGGUGCUCCUUAAUUUAGCAUCAACAAUCGGAAAUAGGGUAAUUUUUGCCGGGAAGUAGUAUUUAGAUUCCAAGUCAUUGUUAAUUACUGUUCUUGCUGAGAUGAACUGUUAUCAGUGGCGACAUUUACUUUUCUUAAAAACAUACAUUGAAUUAAAAACAUACAUUGAAGAGAUGCCCCCUAGGGAUCACUAUAUAGGGUUAUCGAAUGCUAACAGAGGAAGCGCUGCAUUGAUAGAUAAUUACUUGUUUAAGGCAACAUUGUGACAUUUCAGUUCACCAGAGAAAUAUAUGAUAUAUGAAUAUAG